AUGCCGCAGAACGAGUACAUUGAGCUUCAUCAGAAGCGAUUCGGGCGUCGCCUGGAUCACUUCGAAAAGAAGCGCAAGAAGGCUGCGCGCGAGCCGCACAAGAUGUCCAAGCAGGCGCGGCGUCUGCGCGGCAUCAAGGCGAAGCUUUUCAACAAGAAGCGCUACGUGGAGAAGGCGACGAUGAAGAAGACGAUCAAGCACCACGAGGAGAAGGACGCGAAGACGAAGGAGCCCGACGAGGCGCCGGAGGGCGCAGUGCCUGCGUACCUUUUGGAUCGUGAGGCGGUGAAGCGCACCAAAGUCCUCAGCAACAUGGUAAAGCAGAAGCGAAAGGAGAAAGCCGGAAGGUGGCAAGUGCCGCUGCCGAAAGUGAAGGCGAUGACUGAGGACGAAAUGUUCAAAGUCCUCCGCUCCGGAAAGAGAAGAAAGAAGAUGUGGAAGCGCGUGGUGAACAAAGUCUGCUUCGUGGGCGAGGACUUCACGCGAAAGCCGCCCAAGUUCGAACGCUACAUCCGCCCUACGGGCCUGCGCUUCAAGAAGGCACACGUGACUCACCCCGAACUGAAAACUACCUUCCAUCUCGACAUCGUCGGAGUGAAGAAAAACCCGCAGUCGCACCUCUAUACGUCACUCGGCGUCAUCACCAAGGGAACGAUUAUUGAAGUCAACGUCAGCGACUUGGGCCUCGUCACGCAGACAGGCAAAGUCGUGUGGGCCAAGUACGCGCAGGUCACCAACAACCCCGAGCUGGACGGCUGCAUCAACGCAGUUCUUCUCGUCUGA
Messenger RNA from Besnoitia besnoiti, 783 nucleotides. RefSeq names its product putative ribosome biogenesis protein NSA2. Bases 1 to 783 code for a protein of 260 amino acids. The transcript is spliced from 5 exons. Gene Ontology annotation, cellular component: nucleolus; preribosome, large subunit precursor. Lineage: Eukaryota; Apicomplexa; Conoidasida; Eucoccidiorida; Sarcocystidae. The record is from RefSeq and is a predicted model, not a curated record. Gene Ontology annotation, biological process: maturation of 5.8S rRNA; maturation of LSU-rRNA.